Molecule: messenger RNA, 1309 nt
Organism: Laetiporus sulphureus 93-53
Lineage: Eukaryota; Fungi; Basidiomycota; Agaricomycetes; Polyporales; Laetiporaceae
Exons: 4
Coding region: 58-1056 (332 amino acids)
Biological process (GO): multicellular organism development
Cellular component (GO): extracellular region
Molecular function (GO): hormone activity
Source: RefSeq, a predicted model, not a curated record
GUUCCCGCUCACUGACAUGAUGGAUUCAGAUGCAGACGACGUUCCUUCCCUACCGCCAUGAGGCUUCUUUCCGCCGCGUCGACGCUGCUGGCGCUCGUCGUUUGCGCCAGCGCGCAGUACUUCUCUCAAGGCUGGCAGCCCGGCCAGCCUGUUGCGCGCGACGCGCAUCCGACGGGUACCGUUGAUAUUAAUCCAGCUUCUGCGCCGACGAGCGAAGGAGAUGGCUCGUCGCGUUUUGAUUUCACGAGUUUGCUCACGUCCGGACCCGUGGGCUUCCUGGCAGGGAAGAUGGGCGUGAACAUGACGGAGAAGUUGCAGCAGGCAAAGGCGGAAGAAGAUAUAUGGGACCCUCGUAUCCCCCUGAUUACCGACUCUAAUUACGAGGAGAUCGUCGUCAAUGAGCCUCUUUCACCGGAGGAAGAGAAAGACAGGGUGUGGUUUAUCAUAAUCUCCGUCUCGAAAGGUGGCAAAAACGCGUUCUCCAUGAAAGCGGAUGAGCACUUCGACAAUGCAUACAAUCAGUCGAUAAUCGAAGGUGACCUAUCAAAUGUCAGAUGGGGUCGCAUCGACUACUUGAAUGUCACCUACAUCACGACAAAGUGGUCGAUCUGGCAAGCACCAUAUCUAGUCGUUUUGACCGACCGCGGGCAAACAUUGCGCUUCUACAAAGCGAAUUCGGUCAGACUGGAUCCUACCACCAUCCGAGAAUUCUUAAGGAACGAGGGUUGGCGUGAAGGCGAACCUUGGGGUGGGCCCUUUGCACCAGGAGGACGAUGGGAAUAUAUCCUUCACUAUUUCGCGCUCUCAGCAAAAUGGGUCUACGAGUUCUUGAUCAUGUUCCCAAAAUGGGUGCUCAUGAUUGCGUCUGCCGGCAUCGCGAACCUCGUGAUGAAGUAUAUGCACACCGCCGCCGGUACAGGCAAGCCACAAGCAAACGCAAAAAAACCCGCGCCAAUCGCGCCUUCGUCGCCUGUAACAACGACGGUUAUCCCAAACAAGGCUAACCCAACUUCGCCGAAAAGCAGGACCAAACAACGGAAGAAUGCAAUAAAGUAGCUGCAUUUUGUAUCGAUGUGAUGUAAGAAUGCAAUACGUUUCAUAGGGUUAUAUUACAUUGCGUGACGUGAAGCUUUGAAAUUUCACCUACAAAAGCAGUUUCGCUUAUGAUAUCACGGUGAGUCCAAUCUAAUCGACUGGCCAUAAUCUACGAGAUGGGGUUCAUCCACGCUAGCUGACAGCGCCAAAGACUAAUAUUACAUUGCCAAGAAACAAGUAUGCAGAGACUUCCAUCACUCCCGGUACGGAUACU